Drosophila elegans is the source of this 1152-nucleotide messenger RNA. RefSeq names its product zinc finger protein 330 homolog (gene Noa36). Gene Ontology annotation, cellular component: nucleus. Gene Ontology annotation, molecular function: zinc ion binding. The transcript has 2 exons. The coding region runs from base 65 to 1027 and encodes 320 amino acids. The record is from RefSeq and is a predicted model, not a curated record. NCBI's taxonomy places the organism in Eukaryota, Metazoa, Arthropoda, Insecta, Diptera, Drosophilidae.
UGCCGCACCUGCUGCAGCCACACUGCCGCACACGUAAGGAAAAUAAAUUUCUUGAAUUAGCAAAAUGCCGAAAAAGAAAACGGGGCAGCGCAAAAAGGCCGAGAAGCAGAAGCUGCGGCUCAAGGAGAUCCGCAGCAGAGAGACCCCGUUGGCGGAUGUGCCCUGCAACGCGCCGAUGGAGUGCGACAAGUGCGAGAAGAAGCAAAAGUCGCGGGCCUUCUGCUAUUUCUGCCAGAGCCUCCAGCGACUGCCCAUUUGCGCCCAAUGCGGCAAGAUCAAGUGCAUGCUGAAGACCGGCGACUGUGUGGUCAAGCAUCCCGGGGUGUACACCACCGGCCUUGGGAUGGUGGGCGCCAUCUGCGACUUCUGCGAAGCGUGGGUGUGCCACGGACGCAAGUGCCUGCAGAAUCACGCCUGCACGUGUCCGCUGCAGAAUGCAACCUGUUUGGAGUGCGAGCGGGGCGUUUGGGAGCACGGCGGACGCAUCUUCAAGUGCUCCUUUUGCAACGGAUUCCUGUGCGAGGACGACCAGUUCGAGCACCAGGCCAGCUGUCAGGUGCUGGAGUCGGAGAACUACAAGUGCCAGUCGUGCAACAAACUGGGUCAGUACUCCUGCCUGCGCUGCAAGACCUGCUACUGCGAGGAUCAUGUGCGCCGCAAGGGCUUCAAGUACGACAAGAACAAGGCCAUUCCGUGCCCCAAAUGCAACUACGACACCUCGGUGACCAAGGACCUCAGCAUGUCCACGCGUUCGCAUAAGUUUGGACGCCAGCAACAGGGUGGCAAUAGCGAUGACGAGGAGGGAUAUGGUGGCUACUUUGGAGCCAGUGGAAGCGGUGGUGGUGGCUAUUAUGGCGGUGCAGCCAGCGGAGGCUACUCCUACGGCGGUGAUGAUGAUGACGAUGAAUCCGAUGGGGAUUACGAGGAUGAGAGCGAUGAAGACGAUGAUGAUGAUGAUGAUGAAGACGAGGAUGAGACCACGGAAAGUGAGCCAGAGAAGGAAACCGGCAAGAAGGCCACUAAAUGAGGCUGAUUUUGUUUAUGUCUUGCUCUUUUGUUAGAAGACCCACUAAGUAAGUUGCUCUCAAUGUAAUAGUGAAAUAAAUUCUUUGUCAGAUUGAAGAGCUGCCAAAGAGUACCAAUUCUGUAAAA